AUGGAAGAGACAAAGAAGAAACAAUCAUCGACUUUAUUACUAGAAGAUUUACCGAACGAAAUCUUUCGUCAAAUUUUUUCUUAUGUUAACGGUGUUCAUGCUUUUCUUGCAUUUUCAUCCCUGAAUUACCGUUUCCAAUGUUUAAUACUCGAUUAUUGCACAACAUUUGACUUCAAAUCAAUUGAGAAAACUCAGUUCGAUUAUGUUUUCCGAUAUCACAACACACGGCAAUGGACAACACUACAACUUGUCAACGAUAAGAAUACACCGGGACAAAUCGAAUAUUUCAUCGAGAAGUAUUCUUCGUUCAAAGAUUUCACUCAUCUAAAAUCAUUAUCUCUGGUGAGGACGGACUACGCUUAUGAAUAUGCUAUAUCGAAGCUUGCACCCAUUCUUGAGAAUAUUGUAUCGUUGACGACCAACUCUUGGGAAAUUUCACAACUGGCUGCUUUGGACUUACCGAAAUUGAAACAUCUGAUUAUCAUUCAACACUAUGGCACGCUAUCAGGUCAUCUGCACAGUAUCUCUCAACUUGAGAGCUUGGAAGUUCGUAUGACUUAUCGAGACUAUUUCGUUGAUAAUAGCAUGUGGCCUACAAAGUUAAAAAAAUUGAAAGUCACUUCUAAGUUCAUAAACUCUCGAGAUCUAUCAAAUGCAAAUGACACACGAACAUCUUGA
Adineta ricciae is the source of this 678-nucleotide messenger RNA. NCBI's taxonomy places the organism in Eukaryota, Metazoa, Rotifera, Eurotatoria, Adinetida, Adinetidae. The record is from the annotation of a GenBank genome assembly.